Molecule: messenger RNA, 3801 nt
Organism: Chara braunii
Lineage: Eukaryota; Viridiplantae; Streptophyta; Charophyceae; Charales; Characeae
Source: the annotation of a GenBank genome assembly
AUCAAGACCCAGGCGUGGGACUGAGCAUUAAUGUCUUGAGAUAAACCGAGAGAGCUGAUCCCUUUGAGAGAUAAGGCCGAGACUGGUCAGUGUAGAUUGCCGACCUAUUCUAGGAAAGGAGAAGCCAAUGAGAACACUGUGUUCACAGGUGUUCACGGAUGCCGUAGCUACCGCCAAGGCUCAGCAGGAGGCAGCAGAGGCAGAACGUCAGCGGCUGGCCAAUGAGGCGGCAGCCCAAGCUCAGCAGACUGCUGAGGCUGACGCAGCGGCACGAGACAGAUGGAAUGCCGCCAGCACGGAGUCCGUGAUUCAAAAUGAGAAUCAGUGGGCAAUGCUACUCCAAGGCAUGAUCUUUGUGCCUACGGACGCGCAGGCGGAUCCGACACAGGCGGAGGCAGAGAGAAGUAACCUGGCUACCCUGAUGAUGAGCGUGAUGAGGGGAGUAAUGUGGAACAACAAACUGCUGCAGGCACACCUGCUCACGGAACGACAGCAAAGACAAAAGCACCAGCAAGACAUGGCCGCUUUAAUAGCUGCCGCCCGCGCCGCAGCAACACAGCAGCAGCAACAGCAACAACUGUUGAACUCCACUCUCGCACGCAUCAACAGCAUUGAGGGUAAGGCCUCAGCAGCGCCAGGCUGCACGACAGACGCGACGAAGCAGCUCAACGAGCGCAUCGAUCACGUCGUCACUAUCAUUGGCGAACUAGGUGAUUUCACUAGUCCGGCCACGAUCAGCAGCACGGUGGCCGCCAUCAAGACGAGCAUCACCAAACUGCAGACAAGGUCGGACGCCGCUACAAAGAAUUACAAGAUGCCGCACUUCGACAUCAGCAAGUUCGACGACUACAACAAGACGGACGCCUUGACAUGGUGGCAAAGUUUCCUCACAGAAGCAUCAUGCCGCACUGUCCCGGCUGACAACAUGAUGAAGGCGCUCUACUUACAACUGAUUGGAGUAGCGCAUGCAUGGAUGAACCAUCUGGCGGCUACCAAGAAAUGCACCAUCGCCGAACUCCACACGCACAUCACGUGGAAGGAGUUCAGCAACUAUGCGCCUGAGCUCGCACGACUCUUGCACACCGGUUGGAUAACUAACCAGGGUGUUCCGAAAGACAUAGUGAGCGACCGAGAUACUCGCUUCAUGUCGGCUUUUUGGACUUCCCUUAUGGCUGAGUCCGGUACGACAAUGAAGCCGAGCUCGGCUCGGCACCCACAGACGGAUGGCCAGACGGAGCGAGCACACCAGACCGCUCAGAUGAUGUUGCGUACACUCAUCCGUCCCAACCAAAAAGAUUGGGUUGACCGACUUCCCGACAUCGAGUUCGCCUAUAACACUUCGGUGCACCCGGCGAUCUGCAUCACACCAUUCGAGCUACAUCAUGGUGGAGAGAAAGCACGGAUCUUCGCUGAUCUCCAUCUGCCACAGGCCGCCAACAUAGACGUCCCUUGCUCUCCCGCUUCCGUUCGGAAGUACCGAGACUUGCUGAUCAAAGCCCGCGCGAAUAUGCAAAAGGCUCAAAUCCGCAUGCAACAGCAAGUUAACCGACAUCGACUUCCAUGUCCUUUCCGCGAGGGAGACCUGGUUUGGGUCCUCUCCAAAGAAUUUGCGCUCGAGCUAGACGUUUUGCGCAAACUCCUUCCCAAAUGGUUCGGACCAUGGGAAGUCACUUCUGCCGUUGGAGACGACCCCGCAGGUCCUUCCUUUGUGGUCAACAUUCCUCCGCACCGUACAUUGCACCAGGUCUUCCACGCGUCGAAGCUGGCCAUCUACACGCCACCUUCCGCCGACGAGUUCCCCGGCCGUCGAUCACAGGAUCCGCCUUCUAUGGACGGACAUCAGGAAGUUGACGGAGUCAUCACGCACCGCAAGUAUGGCAACAAGCCAAUGCAGUUCAAAGUCACAUUCAAGCAAUGUGCGCCUGACGACACUCGGUGGAUAUCUAGUGCAGACUUGCAGACUUCUGCACCCCUCAUCUUCGCCGACUAUGAGAAGCGACGCCUUGCCAAGGAAGCAGCUCGCAAUCAUGCGUCUCAACAGCUUUCGAGAACAGGUCAGGGACGAAUGGGGGAGGUGACGAGACAGGAGGAAACCGAUAGGAGAGCCAAUAUGGGUGGGGCAAGCGGCUCAAGGGGCCCUACUCUUCGGGGCCCUAGCCAAGCACUGGGAGGGGCAGCAAGGGAAGGUACAGUGGACAGGAGGAACACACACUGGUCAGAGCGCGCGUACCAGGGUUCAAGAGACCAACAGGAGGAGGAACUGAGACACACCCAGUUCCAAGAGGAGGAGACGUACCCAAGGUCACAGAGGUGGGGAGACGCACAGGAACCGGAACAAGGGAGAACACUCCCACCUCCGUGGUCCUCGAGGGAAAAGUGGGCGCAGAGUAAUGUGCAGGGCCUCGCCAACGGAGCGGGUCUGAUUGGAACUCCCCAGGGAGAACUGGGCAAUGCUCAGAUGCACGCACAUUGGCAAGACCCGUACCAGGGGCCUCAAGAAAUGGGGCAAGGGAAUUGGCUCCAGCACUGCAAUGCACUGCCUUCCCGUACACAGCAGUUCCAGAUUGAGAGACCGAACCCCGGUUACCCUUUGGAAGCUUACGAUUGGAGAAACUUUGCACCACAGCCAUCGGGCAGAGGUUGUCCAUCCCUGGGUCACACCAGAUGGGAGGAGAGAGGAGGAUCGAUAAGAAGAACGCAAAGAAGGAACAAUGGGAGGUGGGAAGUUGCCAGGGAGGACAGUUGGCGGAACAGAGGGGAUACUUCGCAACCUUGGCGCCGUAACCUGACAACUCACAGUCUGAGAAUCAGGGAAGAGGCGGGCAACCAGGGACACUGGGACGAGGAGACUCCGGACGGAAGAGCAAAAAAAGCACGGGCGGAACUGACGAAGACGUCGGAAUCUUCCCUGUCAAGAAUCAGGUGGGGGAGUGAAUGUUACGAGGAUUAUGGAGAUGCACACAAGUCGGACGAAACAUCUUCCAUAGAGAGUUCUGCAGGGUCGGGGAUUAGGAAGCAGAAGGGCCAAGUGAUCAGCAGCAGAAGAAUACCGGAUAAGAGUAAGCGUGCAGUCACGCUGGAGAGGAACCAAAUGGAAGCGGUGGAGAGGUGCUUAGUCCCAAUCUUGUGCACAAGCUCAGAGGACGGGGUGAAGUUCCUGUCUUUACUGAAUGCAGAAGGGGUUCCUCAUAUUCCCUCCAAAGUGAUCGAUAAGACACCAACACCGACAAUGAUCAUGGGUGUGGUAAGAUCACUAUAUGGAGAACACGUCCCAGUUCGGUUAAUACCGAAGUCCACAAUGACUCAUGUGAUAGUGGAGAUGAUGCAGGGGUACAUCAAACUGUAUUUCCCGCUCCUUGAUGCGCGGAUAGCCCCUGAGACAACAUCAGCGCUGAACCAGACGGGAGUACGCAGUUUCCAAAUGGACCUGCUGAGGGAGAGGAAUUGGCAGGAACUGGAGAAAAUCCAGGUCCUGUCGGGUGUCUCCGCUAUGGUCUUGGUGAACGUCAACAAGAAACUCAUGGGGGAAGAGAGCCUUCACUCCGGAUUUCUGGCCACAAGCCUGAUCGAAGACUGACGCUCAUUAUCACAAACAAGCUCUGCUAAAGGGAAUUCGCAGUGUCACUCAAGAAGUUAUAGCAGAACAGGCUACAGAUCUUCCUCUCUAAGAGAGACGAUACCAACCUUCCGCAUCCAAGAUCAGGUAGAGAAAACAACAGCGAAUGGAGAAGAUUAGAGCUGUAACUUAGAACGUGCGGGGCCUCGGGGAUACCAAUGGGAGAAUGAAACGGAGGAGACUGA